GACGCAUUCAUAAUUCAAAAGUGGUUGAAAUCGUCUAUCUUAAGAUGAACGUUGAGAAACUUUUCAAAAUUCCUUCUAGUUCCAUUCCAAGUGGCAAGAAUAAGAGAAAACUUGCGGCAAAUCCUAAUAUCGAGGUUCUAAAAGCCGUUCGUGCGAAGACCGAGGAGGCGGAAGAAUUGGAAGAAGGUCCGAGUGACAUCAGUCGUUCUUUAAAAGGAAAGGCCGUCCGCAUUUCCGAUGAAGUCGAAGAGCAAGAAUAUAUUGAAUAUGAGGAGUAUAGAGAAGACGACAGGGAGGAGGGAGGACGGUUCUAUGGAGGUGGGCUUACCGAAGAACAAAAGCGCAUUCUAGACUUGUUUGAUCGGGUUGAGGAAGAAGAGCCAGUAACUUUAGACGCUACGGCUGUUCGUAAAAUGGUUCUCAAAUUUGAAAAAGCGAUAGCCAAAAAUCAAGAACUUCGUGUCAAAUACUCCGAAGAUCCGUCAAAAUUUAUGGAAUCUGAAGCAGAUCUGGAUGAAGAGAUAAAGCAUUUAUUGACACUUGCUGAAGUACCUGACCUUUAUCCUGAGAUUGUUCAACUCGGUCUGCCUACGCAUCUUGUUUCACUUCUAAGUCACGAGAAUACAGAUAUUGCUAUAGAUGUUGUGGAGUUGCUAAACGAAUUAACCGACGAGGACGUGGCGGCAGAACAGGAUGACGAUGCUAUGAAGGUUUUCAUCGAUGCACUGUUGGAGAAUCAAGUAUUGGAAUUGUUAGUUCAGAAUCUUGCUAGAUUGGAUGAGGAAGAGCCGAAUGACAAACAAGGAGUAUUCAAUACACUCGGUGUAAUUGAAAAUUUCACUUCGUUUGAUCCCUCAUUGUCGGAGCGAAUUAUAAGAGAUACCAAUGUAUUAGAAUGGAUGCUUGGAAGAAUCAAGGUCAAGAUGUUUGACUCAAACAGGCAAUAUUGUAGUGAAAUUUUGUCAAUCCUACUACAAAAUAGUAGAGUCAAUCGAUUGAAAUUAGGAGAAUCAGGUGGCAUCGAUGUAUUGCUACAAGUUCUCAAUGCCUAUAAACGUCGAAACCCCAAGGACGCAGAUGAAACAGAGAUGAUGGAGAAUUUUUUUGAUGCACUUUGCUCGGCAUUGACCGAGCCCGAGAUCAAGAAAAGAUUUUUGGAAGGUGAAGGUGUGGAGCUGAUGCUUAUAAUGAUGAAAGAAAAAAUGAUGUCACGAAUGCGUUCUAUCAAGGUAUUAGAUCAUGCAUUGUCGACCCCCGAAGGCGCAAAUUGCUGUGAACGAUUUGUGGACAUAUUUGGACUAAGAACAUUAUUUUCUGCAUUCAUGCGCAAAGGCCUGAAAAAACUCAAGAAGACAUAUAAGAACUUUUCCGAGGCAGAAGAAGAGGAACAUAUAAUUAGCAUAAUAGUGUCAUUGCUAAAGAAUCUACCACUUGAGAGUGAACACCGAUUACGGCUAAUUGGCAAAUUUAUUGAAAACGAUUUUGAAAAGGUGGACAGGUUAUUGGAAAUGAGGGAAAGCUAUGAAUCCAGAGUAGCAGUGGUGGAUAAGGAAAUUGAGAAAGAAAAAGAGGAGUUGGAAGACGACGAUGACGAACAGGAUCUAGAAGAAUUUUAUUUAAGAAGGUUGGAUGCAGGUCUAUUUACUUUACAAAUGAUUGAUUUAACUGUCGCGUGGAUUUGUCACGAGGAAUCAAAGGUUCGGUCUUUGCUUUUUAUUAAAGAGAAUGCCAGUAAUAAAAGUCGAAUUGUGAUUAAGGAACAUGUGAAAACCCUUUUAAAUCGCACGGGUCGGAGCUUGGAUAAUAUAAAGGCUACUUUAGAGGAAUAUCAUAAUUAUAUGGGCGAUGGUAAUCGAGAAGAAACCGAACGGAACGAAGACUUUGUGAAAGUUAGUAAGGAUUCGAUGGAAAUAGAAACCGAAGUUUCAACACUGACUUCUAGAGAGAGAGCCCAAAAGGAUAAAGAGGUUGUCAGAAUGCUGGUAGAUUCUCUAUAA
Messenger RNA from Acaulospora colombiana, 1997 nucleotides. The record is from the annotation of a GenBank genome assembly. NCBI's taxonomy places the organism in Eukaryota, Fungi, Glomeromycota, Glomeromycetes, Diversisporales, Acaulosporaceae.